Molecule: messenger RNA, 892 nt
Organism: Trifolium pratense (red clover)
Lineage: Eukaryota; Viridiplantae; Streptophyta; Magnoliopsida; Fabales; Fabaceae
Exons: 1
Coding region: 206-562 (118 amino acids)
Source: RefSeq, a predicted model, not a curated record
GGUCUAUCUAUAUAAGAUAAUUCAGAAUCCAAGCUUUGUGCUGUCUCAUUUCCUCACUCUACAAUUAUUUACUAACUUCUCUGUCCUGCAUUAAAUCACAUACCAUAAUACUUGACAUAGCAAAACCAGAAGAGUCUUGGCUAGGCCUAAUUAAGAGUUCAGAUUCAUCUUCAAGUUUGAGCUGAGCAGAUUCAUCAUCAUAAUCAUGGAUGGAAGACAAGGGAGUGAAAUGCAGCCUUAUGUUGAGGCACCACCAAAAGUGGCGGAAACAAAUCGUUAUUCACAUAGAUCAAUUGAGACACUUAUAGUGGUCAUAGCAGUGAUUACUAUAGUAGGUGUAAUUGCAGGAAUGAUAGCAAGGUUGUGUGGUGGAAGACACUUUGGAGGCAAUGGUGAGAAUGAUAUAGAAGGUUGGGUUGAAAAGAAGUGUAGAAGUUGUAUUGAUGGAGGACUUCCUUCACCACCACCACCACCACUGGCACCGGAAGCACCUAAACCUGAAGAACCAAAGGCAGAACCAAAGCCAGAAGCUGCAGCAACAGGAGGAGAUGUGAGUAAAUGAAAAAGGGAUCAGAAUCAAGCACCGACUCUGACACUUCUGAUUGAAGGCAUGUGACAAAGACUCAUAUGGUUACAUUAAAUUUUUCUAUUUUCUUAAAUUAUUACAUGUGUCGAUGCGCCAUGUCCAAUGUCCUUGUUUGUAUGAGUGUUUCAUAUUAGAUGCAUUAUUCUAUUGAAACACAAACAUUAUUUAUAAAUUAGUAAGUAUAGAACUUGAUGAAUGGUUUAUUUUGACUAUUGUUAGUGAAUGCUAAGUGAUAAAAAAAAGUUUACACAGCUUUUAAGUGAUAUACUAUAGAGUAUCAAUAUGUGAUAGUUGUAGAACCUAAGC